AUGGCCUCACAACCGCAGGCAACGACAGACUCAGUCAACGGUGAAAAGAACAAGUCGCCGAAGAAGGAAGAAGUCCAGGGGAAAGAGAAGAAAGAUGCUGCCGCGGAUGAGGCAGACGGUGAGCAACUGAAGUUCUCCCCAGAGGAGGAAGCGGCCCUCCUCGAGGAAUCAAACACUGCCAAAGCAGAGGCCAACGCCUUUUUUUCUUCAAAACAGUACCAGGACGCCCUCGACAAGUACGACGACGCCAUUUCCUCAUGUCCCAAGUAUCUACUGUACCCUCGCGCUGUCAUCCAGAGCAACAUUGCCGCAUGUCAUCUAAAGGUCGAGCAGUGGACGGACGCCAUCAAGUCUGCGACCGAAGCUCUCGAUGGGCUCGCGAAGCUCGAGCGUGAGGAUCCCCGGCUGAACCCAGAGGGAAAAGAAAAGGAGGGCGAGAAGGAGGUUAAGGCGGCGGGGAAUGAAGAGUCCAAGUCCAAAGACGACGAUGACGACGUCGAAGAGGAAAUCAUCAGCUCGGGUGCAUCCCGAUCGGCUCCUCCGCCACCAUCUCCCGCCGACGAAGCCCGCACGGCGCUCCUCGCCGAUAUCCAGCGCAUUCGCUCCAAGUCUCUCAUGCGUCGCGCCCGCGCCCGCUCUGAGGCCGGCGGCUGGCAGAACCUCGCGGGCGCCGAGGAGGACUACCGCGCGCUGGCCGCAACGCCGGGCCUCGCCGCCGCGGACAUGCGCAUCGUUCGCGCCCAGCUGCGCGACUUGCCGCCGCGCACCAAGGCCGCGCAGGAGCACGAGAUGGGAGAGAUGUGGGGAAAACUCAAGACUCUGGGCAAUGGCAUCUUGAAGCCGUUUGGACUGAGCACGGAGAACUUCCAGAUGGUCAAGGAUGAGCAGACGGGGGGAUAUAGCAUGAACUUUCAGCAGGGACAGGGUGGCGGUAGCUCUUCAUGA
This is a messenger RNA of Ilyonectria robusta, 945 nucleotides long. RefSeq lists its product as uncharacterized. Bases 1 to 945 code for a protein of 314 amino acids. NCBI's taxonomy places the organism in Eukaryota, Fungi, Ascomycota, Sordariomycetes, Hypocreales, Nectriaceae. The record is from RefSeq and is a predicted model, not a curated record. The transcript is spliced from 2 exons. Gene Ontology annotation, molecular function: protein binding.